AGUUCUAUAUAACUUAAAUCUUCACUCUUUCUUUCUUACUCGUCAAAACCCUCAUCUUCCUCCAAAGAAAUCUCAAAUUUUGCCUCUUCUACAAACUUUCUUCACGCCACAUUCACUUUUCUCUUUCAGAUAUAAUACACUCACGCAUAACACACAAAACUCACGAGCAAAUCGACCACAAGGACCUUGAGGAGGUAAUACCACAUGCACAUUCCCUUAAUCUGCCUCAGAUCAAGCGAGCUUUCCACAAAAUAAGCCUUAUCUGACCUUGUACAGAGUCAAAUAUACCAAAAAAAACAAAAACAAGAGUCAAAUUACAGAGCAAGCGCGUUUGAAAAUGGCUACAACAACUUUGUCACUGUACGAGGUUCUUGGGAUCCCCAUGAGCGCAAGUGGGCACGAGAUUAAAUUGGCAUAUAGAAGACUAGCGAGAACUUGUCACCCUGACGUUGUGGCUUUUGAACAAAAGGAAACUUCUGCGAGCGAGUUCAUGAAAAUCCGUGCAGCUUAUUCCACGUUGUCCGAUCCUGAUAAAAGAGCUGACUACGACAGAGAUCUCUUCAGCCGUCGACGACCACCCUUUGGCUAUUCGCCUUCACCGGCGUCGGCUGCCGAAGCCGCGGCCAAUGCCGCCACUCGGUUUUCGCAAUAUUCUCGUAGAUGUUGGGAAACUGAUCAGUGUUGGUAGCUAAAAGGAUGGCUGAUUUUCCACUGCUUUUUUACUCAUUCUCUGUUGUAAUUGAGUUUCUUGUCUUUUGUUGGCCAAAAAAAAAAAA
This is a messenger RNA of Morus notabilis, 776 nucleotides long. RefSeq names its product chaperone protein dnaJ 11, chloroplastic. The transcript has a single exon. The coding region runs from base 338 to 688 and encodes 116 amino acids. The record is from RefSeq and is a predicted model, not a curated record. NCBI's taxonomy places the organism in Eukaryota, Viridiplantae, Streptophyta, Magnoliopsida, Rosales, Moraceae.